This is a messenger RNA of Hydatigera taeniaeformis, 789 nucleotides long. The record is from the annotation of a GenBank genome assembly. NCBI's taxonomy places the organism in Eukaryota, Metazoa, Platyhelminthes, Cestoda, Cyclophyllidea, Taeniidae.
AUGCCACAAAACGAGCAUAUUGAGUUGCAUCGCAAACGUCAUGGUUUCAGGUUGGACUAUUUUGAGAGGCGGCGUAAGAAGGAAGCUCGCGAGCCUCAUUUGCGAGCACAGAAGGCGAGGAAGCUGCGUGGCCUAAAGGCUAAAAUUGCAAACAGGGAACGCUUCAAGGAGAAGGUACAAAUGCGGAAAACGAUUCGAUUGCAUGAAAUGAGGAACGUGAAGCAGAAAGCUGGCGAAACUGGUGUAAUUGGUGAAAGACCCGUGUUUCUUCUCGAUCGUGAAGAACAAAAUAUGUCCAAAGUCCUUUCAAAUUCAGUCAAGCAGAAACGCGCAGAGAAAGCUGGCAAAUGGCAAGUCCCCUUGCCAAAAGUGCGGAUGGUGUCAGAUGCGGAAGCAUUCCGGGUGGUGAAAUCUGGUAAAUCAAAGAGGAAGGCCUGGAAGCGCAUGGUAACUAAGAUGUGCUACGUUGGGGAAAACUUUACAAGGAAACCACCGAAGUAUGAACGUUUUAUCCGUCCGAUGGCUUUGCGGGCGACUCGAGCUAACGUUACCCAUCCCGACUUGAAGUCCACUUUUUGCCUACCCAUUAUUGGUGUAAAAAAGAACCCCUCCUCUCCCUUAUAUACCAGUCUUGGCGUGAUAACGAAGGGGACAAUAAUUGAGGCAAGUGUAAAUGUGAGCGAUCUCGGUCUGGUGACUCCUGGCGGCAAGGUCGUGUGGGGCAAGUAUGCUCAAGUGACGAACAAUCCUGAAAACGAGGGUUGCGUGAACGCUGUACUCAUUGUCUAA